This is a messenger RNA of Ctenocephalides felis (cat flea), 1053 nucleotides long. Its product is annotated as methylthioribose-1-phosphate isomerase-like. NCBI's taxonomy places the organism in Eukaryota, Metazoa, Arthropoda, Insecta, Siphonaptera, Pulicidae. The record is from RefSeq and is a predicted model, not a curated record. Gene Ontology annotation, molecular function: S-methyl-5-thioribose-1-phosphate isomerase activity.
AUGACUCUGCUGGCUAUUAAAUAUGAACAUGGGAAGUUGGAGAUUCUGGAUCAACUUUUGCUCCCGAUUCAGUCUAAAUAUAUUUCUGUUAAGGGAGUCGAGGAUGGGUGGAGGGUUAUUAAUAAAAUGCAGGUUCGAGGAGCUCCAGCCAUAGCUAUAGUUGGAUGUCUUUCUCUUGCCAUUGAAAUUCUUGGACAGGUCUUUGAUAGCAAAAAGUUUUUGCGUCAAGAGAUUGAAGGUAAAUUAAAUUAUCUGGUAUCAUCACGACCGACAGCAGUAAAUAUGAAAAUUGCAGCUGAUGAAUUAAUUGAACUGGCAAACACUUUGGAUAAAAACGAGGAUAUAUCUGUUGAUGAGAUGAAGGAAAAAUUUGUCCAAGCCAUAGAAGCAAUGCUGCAAAAAGACAUAGCUGAUAACAGAGCUAUAGGCGAAUAUGGUGCUGCAGCUAUUUUAAAUGAAUCAGCAAAAGAUUCAGUGUCUGUAUUGACACAUUGUAAUACUGGUUCUUUAGCAACUGCCGGUUAUGGAACUGCCCUAGGUGUAGUUAGAUCCAUACAAGAACGAAAUAAAUUAGAUCAUGUUUUUUGCACUGAAACUCGUCCGUACAAUCAAGGAGCCCGAUUGACAGCUUUUGAAUUAGUCCAUGACAAAUUGCCUGCUACUUUAGUUUGUGAUAGUAUGGUUGCUGCGUUGAUGAGGACGAAAAGUCUGGAUGCUGUUGUUGUUGGAGCAGAUAGGGUUGCUGCCAAUGGAGACACGGCCAACAAAAUAGGCACAUACCAAAUAGCAGUUUUAGCAAAACAUCAUAAAGUACCAUUCUACGUAGCAGCACCAUUUACAUCCAUAGACUUUACGAUUCCCUCCGGUGAUAGGAUAAUAAUUGAGGAAAGACCAGAGCGCGAAAUGACCCACAUCGGGGAGUACAGGAUCGCCGCCAAAGGUAUCACCUGCUGGAAUCCUGCUUUUGAUGUCACACCAGCAAACCUUAUUAAAGGCAUCAUCACCGAGGGAGUCUUUCAUCCUUCCAAACUCUCUGAUGAACUGGAUAAAUGA